Molecule: messenger RNA, 549 nt
Organism: Plasmodium fragile
Lineage: Eukaryota; Apicomplexa; Aconoidasida; Haemosporida; Plasmodiidae
Exons: 1
Coding region: 1-549 (182 amino acids)
Source: RefSeq, a predicted model, not a curated record
AUGACAUUGAAAUUUCUUCUUUUACUUUUUCUUUACCGUUUUGCGGGCAAAUGCUUUACCCUGAAUAGACCACACCUGAGUAGCCCACGAAAUUCACCUGUCCUACUAUACGGCCCAAAUUCGAAGACCCUCCAAAACCGCAGCAACUACUUUUUCUGCGCUGCCAAAAAAAAACAACCCGCAGAUAGUAACAAAUUCAGUUUGCGCGAAAAAAAAGAAGAUGAAAGUACCGAACCGUCCAGAAAUAUUUUCUCAAAUUCAAACAUAUUUCGAAACAAAUACAACUACAUUCCGUCACUACAAGAAGUCAAAGCGGACAUAGAAAAUUUCAAAAGAGAAAAAUCUUUUUAUUUCACUGAACACAGUAUACUCGAAGCCAUCAGUGUAGAAAAUAAUAUCGUCGUGGUCAACAUUGAGGGCAUGUUUUUCGAAGACAUUAAUGUAGUGUUCGCAGAAGUAACCAAGUAUUUGCUCAAUAAGCAUUUGGGCAUUUUAGGCGUGCACCCCUACAACAUCAAAUCGCUAAACAUAGAAACAGGGGAAACUUAA